AUGGACACCACCUACCUGAUCUCCCCCGCCAAAGGGGAGAACACCACCCUGCAGGCGACUGCAGGCAACCACAGUUUGGGAAAGCUGAGCUGGGAGGACCUGGAAGAACUGUUCUUCUUUUUCGCCAAGGAGCCUGUGGCCAUCAGCCUCACAGCUCUCUACCUGCUUUCCUUUUCCGUGGGAUUAGCAGGCAACACCGCGUCCUUAUGGGUUCUGCUGUCUGGGGAGAAGCGCAGGGCCGGACGCUCUGGGACGGCUCCGGAUGGUCCCAGUCCCACUCGCCGCCUGCUGGCCAACCUAGCAGUGUGUGACCUAUUGGUGGUGUGCAUCUGCAUGCCCCUGACCGUGGGCAAUGUGCUCUACAAGGCCUGGGUCUUCGGGGACUUCCUGUGCCGCGCUGCACCCUUCGUGCAAGCGCUAACAGUAGCCGCUAGCGCCCUGAGCCUCACUGCCAUCAGCCUGCACCGUUACUACGGAGUCCGGCGGCCCCUCCGCGCUCGGGCCUCUUGUACCCGCGGCCGCGCCCUCGCCACAAUUCUCUCUGUCUGGGCAGUGUCGGCGGCUAUCUGCCUGCCCUUGGCCUUUGCCAACAGGCGGGAUGAGAUCGGGCUGGUGGAGGGGCUGCCGCUGGCCUUCCCUAUUUGCCGUGAGGUGUGGCCUGGGGCGCGGCUGAAGCAGGCCUAUAGUUGCCUCCUCUUCGGGUUGCUCUACUGCCUGCCAGUGUUCUUCAACCUGGGCUUGGGCUGGCUGACUGUGAGGAGACUCCAGGAUCCACCAGGACCCUGGGCUCGACGUCCCAGGGAGGGUACAGGGCCCUGGCCAUCGCCGCCGUCCCUGCCCGCUUCGCGGCUGAAGGUGAGGAGGGGAGUGGCUCACAUGGUAAUUGCCCUGGUCACUCUGUUCGCUGUCACCUGGCUGCCAGUCUACCUGCUGGACAUCUGGAUCGACUUCCACAUGCCGGACUGGUCUACUACUGGGAAGCCUACUACAGUCUGGGUUCUGCAACUGAGGCCUUUCGCCCAAUGGCUGGGCCUCACCAAUUCCAGCCUCAAUCCACUCUGUUACUGCUUCGUGGGAAGUCUGGCGCGAACCGCCCGCGAGGUGAGGCGCCGCUAUCGCCAGAGGCUCAGCUCCCUGUUCCGACCCUCGAUCUCCGAGGGAACUUCCUUGAGAGAAGGGGGUACCGAGGCAGAAGGCAAGGAUGUGGCUCCCUCCCCCCGGGUUUCCCAGUAA
Molecule: messenger RNA, 1233 nt
Organism: Vombatus ursinus (common wombat)
Lineage: Eukaryota; Metazoa; Chordata; Mammalia; Diprotodontia; Vombatidae
Product: neuropeptide FF receptor 1-like
Exons: 1
Coding region: 1-1233 (410 amino acids)
Biological process (GO): neuropeptide signaling pathway
Cellular component (GO): membrane
Molecular function (GO): peptide binding; G protein-coupled receptor activity
Source: RefSeq, a predicted model, not a curated record